Molecule: messenger RNA, 2126 nt
Organism: Sphaerodactylus townsendi
Lineage: Eukaryota; Metazoa; Chordata; Lepidosauria; Squamata; Sphaerodactylidae
Gene: XKRX
Product: XK related X-linked
Exons: 4
Coding region: 127-1482 (451 amino acids)
Cellular component (GO): membrane
Source: RefSeq, a predicted model, not a curated record
GGAGAGAGCUGGAGGAGGUGGAAGUGGAAGCCUGGCAUGAGGCCCAGGUAACCCCUCCCUGCUCUUGGGGCCUGAAGCUCCUUCAGACGAGAUCCUCUCGGAGCUGGAAGGUUGCUGGACUCCAGGAUGGAUGCCGUGCGGAAAAGUUCCAUUGGGGAAUGCCCCGAUCCGCUUCUGAGCAAGGGGUCGAAGCACACGCCUCCCAGCAUAGUCAUCCAAAUAGAGCCCAAAACUUUUUCCCAGAUGAAGCUGCCCUACAGCAUCCUCCUCACCACCCUCCUGUACUGUGGGGAGUUUGUGUCGGCUGCUAUCCUGAUGGCCUCUUACAGACGUUCCGACGACCAGUUCUGGCUUCUCAUGACCCUCUUCUUCAUGCUGAUGCCCGCCAUCGUGGACCAGCUCACCCUCAUCUUUGUCCACCGAGACAUGACCAGCGACAAACCCAUGGUCUUGUGUAUGCACCUUCUCUUACUGGGUCCUCUCAUCAGAUGUCUGGAGGCCUUGAUGACCUACUGCCAGGUGGGGUCUGAGGAAGAACCGUAUGUCACCAUCACACGCAAGAAGCGUCUCCACAAAGACUCGGCGGUCGAGGUGGAACAGGAGGUGGGCCAUUCGCUACGCAGGUUGAUCACCCACCGCAACGCCUUCAAGCGCAUGGCUGUGAUCCAAGCCUUCCUGGGUUCCACCCCACAGCUCACACUGCAGCUCUACAUAAGCGUUGUUGAGCAGUACGUACCCGCCAACAGAGCAGUCCUGAUGGGCAUCUGCUUAGUGUCCAUCACCUACGGAGCUUUGGUCUGCAACGUCCUGGCCAUCCAGAUCAAGUACGACGACUACAAGAUCCGCCUGCGUCCGCUGGCCUUCAUCUGCAUUAUCCUGUGGCGCAGCUUGGAGAUCUCUACCCGCAUCACCAUCUUGGUUUUUUUCGGGAGUGUCUUCAAGCAUUAUGCAUUGGCCGUUGGCGCGGCCAACUUACUGGUGUUCUUCUUUCUACCCUGGGUUCAGUUUUGGCAGAGCGGCGCCCAGCUGCCCGACCACGUGGAGAAGAAUUUCAGCCAGGUGGGCACGAUCUCCGUGCUGUGCUUCAUCACUUUGCUGUAUGCUGCCAUCAACGUCUUUUGCUGGUCGGCUGUGCAGCUCAAUCUGUCCGACCGAGACUUGAUCUCCAAAUCGCAAAGCUGGAACUACUUAGUUGGUUACUAUGUGUUUCGGGGGUUGGAGAACAGUGUGUUGCUCGUCCUCUGGUACCUCUUCAAGAUAGACUUCUACGAAUACUUCUGCAUGCCCAUGCUGGUGGUGCAACUCAUUGUGACCUACUGCUUGGCCAUUGCCUUCAUGCUCUUCUUCUACCAGUAUUUUCACCCAUGCCGCCGCCUCUUCACACACAACAUCUCUGACUUUUUGCAGUGUGUCUGUUGCAAGUCCAAUUCCAGUCACCUGCAGCCUCCCCAUGAGCCUGGCAUUAGGCACAGCAUAGUCUGAUGGGAGGGACGUAAGCGGAUUCUAAGCCGAGCCUGCCAAAAUAGUGGUACGGGCAGUGCCUCUUGCCUUUGCCAUCCAGUCACACCAGGGAGACAGGCCUUAAUUCCAUGGUGCUAAGCUUUAUAAACAGGGCUAGUUUUCUUAUGGAUCGUUUGAACUGGUACUGUAGGCUCACUGGGUGAGCAAGGAGGUCCAGUUUCCUGCAGAGGUGGGGAGAAGAGGCUCUACAGGCACAUGCAGUAGAGGCUAUUGUACAUUGACAAUGAGUGUCUUUGGCUGAGAGAGGUACGCAGAAGAAGAAUUUUUAGAUGACGGUUUCUGGCAUAUUUGCUCUGGUUGCAUCCAGUUGCAAAAUACCCACCAGGUCUGGUGGAAAAGUACUGUGGAUCAGCUUAGCCUAGGGUAUAACGGGAGACACUUCUGAAAGCUAGGGAAUCCUCCUGAAGUUUAGCUCCUGCAUCAAUGUCGCACCGCAGCCUUCCUCAAUUCAGACAACAUUGUGGCCCUCGCCAUUUUUCAAGUGGCCCGAACUGAUAAGUUAUAUCAUAUAUAACUCUGUAUUUAUUUAUUUGUUGAUCUGAAAAUGGACGUGUUUUACAUUCAAAAUGCCAGGAAGUGUCCUGCAUUUAAAAAGAAUCCUGCUG